CGACUACAACCACCCAACCAUGGGGAGCCUCUUCCGCAGUGAGGAGAUGCACCUCAUUGAAAUGGUUGUGCAGGCCGAGGCCGCCCAUGCUACAGUGGAGGAGCUGGGACGGACUGGUGUCGUCCAGUUUGUCGAUCUCAACCCGGAGCUCAACGCGUUCCAGAGGUCAUACGUCAACGAUGUCAAGCGGUGUGAUGAGCUGGAGCGCAAGCUGAGGUUCUUCAAGGAGCAGGUGGAGAAGGCAGGCUUGCCCAUUGCGCCCAAGACCGAGGCCGGGGCGGCGGCUACCGAGGCGUCGUCGCUGGUUCAAGGCGCGCGGCGGGGGCGUAGAUACGGUGGCGCCGGUGCAGGGAUGGCGGCGCCGGCCGACGCCGGUGGGGCUAACCUCGACGACCUCGAGGAGCACUUUGUCGAGCUCGAGGCUGGCCUUGUGCAGCUUAACGCGAACCAGGAGAUUCUCGACUCGGCCGCCAACGAGCUGACCGAGCUGCAGUGCCUGCUGGCGCAGACCUCUGUGUUCUUUGACGACGCUGGCGCAGCCGGCGACGUCUUUGUCUCGCAGACGUCGGCGCUUGACGCCAACGGCCCGUCGGCGUCGUCGCCGCUGCUCGGGACCGGGGGGCGGCUGGGCGAGUCUGCGCCAGGGGCCGGCACGGCGUCGUCGCGCGCAGUCCAGCUUGGCUACGUCUCGGGCCUGCUGGAGCAGACCAAGAUGGCGCGGUUCGAGCGGCUGCUGUGGCGGGCGACGCGUGGCAACCACAUCCUCCGGCAGUGCACCGAGGCGGUGGAGCUGAGCGAUCCUGCUAGCGGCGAGCCUGUCUCGAAGAUUGCCUUUAUCGUCUUUUUCCAGGGCGCGCGGCUGCGGACCAAGAUCACCAAGAUGUGCGAGUCGUACGGUGCCAACCUGUACGAGACGCCCGACACGGCGAGCGCGCGGCAGCAGCUGCUUGUCGAGGUGGAGGCGCGGAUGGACGAUCUCGAGCUGACGCUCGACUCGGCCGCGGAGCAGCGCGAGCGGGUGCUGAGCGUCAUUGCGGCCUCGCUGGAGGACUGGCUCGACAUUGUCAACCGCGAGCAGCGCAUUUACCACGCGCUCAAUCUGUGGAAGAGCGACGUGUCGUCGCGCGCGCUCGUGGCGCGGGCGUGGGCUCCGGUGUGGGGCGACUCCCAGAUCGAGGCUGCGCUCGCCCGCGGUGUCGCCCGCUCGGGCGCCUCGGUCCAGUCGUUCUUUGAGGUCAAGGUCACGUCGUCGCCGCCGCCGACGUACUUUGUCACCAACAAGUACACCGCCGGUUUCCAGGCGCUCAUGGACGCGUACGGCAUGGCCCGCUACCAGGAGGCCAACGCCGGUGUGUUCACCAUCAUCACCUUCCCCUUCCUCUUUGCGGUCAUGUUUGGCGACCUCGGCCACGGUGCGCUCCUCACCAUGUUUGCCGCCAUCCUCGUCGCCUACGAGGGCCGCAUCGCCCGCAUCCCGGGCCGCCCCGAGAUGUUCAACAUGCUCUUCAACGGCCGUUACCUCAUCCUCGCCAUGGGCGUCUUUGCCAUGUACGCCGGCCUCCUCUACAACGACUGCUUCGGCUUCUCGAUCGACUUUUUCGGCUCCAACUGGUCGCGUCCCUCGGACGGCGACGCCCACCUCAUCGACCCGGACCGCGUCUAUCCGUUUGGCGUCGACCCGGGCUGGGCAGGUGCUACCAACAAGCUGCAGUUUUACAACUCGUUCAAGAUGAAGACCGCCAUCAUCUACGGCGUGACCCAGAUGCUCUUUGGCGUCGUCCUCUCGCUCACCAACCACCUGUACUACGGCAACUACAUCGACGUCUGGACGCGCUUCAUUCCCGAGGUCCUGUUCCUCGGCGGCAUGUUUGGCUACAUGGUCAUCCUCAUCAUCUACAAGUGGGUCACCGUCAUCCCGGACCCGCCGCUCAUCCUCACCGUCAUGAUCGACAUGUUCCUCAAGGCCGGCUCAGUCCCGGCCAAGGAUGAGAUGUACUCGGGCCAGGGCGCCGUCCAGAUCAUUCUCGUCUUUGUCCUCCUCGUCGCCAUUCCCUGGCUCCUCCUCCCCAAGCCCAUCAUCCUGUGGAUGCGCAAGAAGGCCGCCGCGCGCCGCGCCGGCCACAGCCACGGCGGCGCCACCGAGGCCCUCCUCGCGCCCGCCGCCGACGGCACCGAGCCCGAGGGCGACGGCCACGGGCACGACAUGGGCGAGAUCGUCAUCCACCAGAUCAUCCACACCAUCGAGUACGUCCUCGGCACCGUCUCCAACACGGCCUCGUACCUCCGCCUCUGGGCCCUCUCCCUUGCCCACGCCGAGCUCUCCGAAGUCAUCCUCGACCAGGUCCUCUUCCGCGGCCUCAAGGCCGGCUCGGCCCCGCUCAUCUUUGCCGCCUUUACCGUCUGGGCUCUCGCCACCGUCGGCAUCCUCAUGAUCAUGGAGUCGCUCUCGGCCUUCCUCCACGCUCUCCGCCUCCACUGGGUCGAGUUCCUCUCCAAGUUUGGAGCCUCGGAUGGCUGGAAGUUUGAGCCGUUCAAUCUCGAUGCCCCGGUCGCUGCCGAGUAGUGUGUUCCCAGCUGGCUAAACGCAUCCACGCUGUGA
Thecamonas trahens ATCC 50062 is the source of this 2599-nucleotide messenger RNA. Its product is annotated as vacuolar proton translocating ATPase 100 kDa subunit. Bases 20 to 2563 code for a protein of 847 amino acids. Gene Ontology annotation, cellular component: vacuolar proton-transporting V-type ATPase, V0 domain; vacuolar proton-transporting V-type ATPase complex. Gene Ontology annotation, biological process: proton transmembrane transport; vacuolar acidification. Gene Ontology annotation, molecular function: ATPase binding; proton-transporting ATPase activity, rotational mechanism. NCBI's taxonomy places the organism in Eukaryota, Apusomonadida, Apusomonadidae. The record is from RefSeq and is a predicted model, not a curated record. The transcript has 3 exons.